Molecule: messenger RNA, 1300 nt
Organism: Nicotiana tabacum (common tobacco)
Lineage: Eukaryota; Viridiplantae; Streptophyta; Magnoliopsida; Solanales; Solanaceae
Source: RefSeq, a predicted model, not a curated record
CACAGCUGUUUUUGCCGUGUCAUACUUUCCAAAAGUGUGUCCAUUCAAGGAUAUUCAUAAACCAACUGUGGCCUCGUGAAUACGGUCUUUCUCAUUCUUGUGUUCUUCCUAGUUCAAAGUCUGUCAUUCACGAUUCAAGAAAGUGUUUUCUGUCGUUGUUCUUCAAAUGCCUCAAGAAAGAACCAAACCCAUGGAGAAGACUGCUCAAUUUCGUCCCUCUGACACUGAACUGAUAAUGCAAUUGAUGAAAUUUGUGGCUGGAAAAUGCUUACCAACUGAAGAAUUGAUUGUCUUUGCAGAUGUUUACAGCAAAGAGCCAUGGCAUUUAAUUGGAGACAUUAGUUCCAAGAAAACCCAUUAUUUCCUCACCCAAUUGAAGAAGAAGAAGCCCACUGAUGCCCGAUUCAACAGAACUACUGGUAAUGGCACUUGGACACAGCAGAAUAAAGGCAAGAAAAUUCUUGAUGAGGAUGAGAGUCUGAUUAUUGGGUUUAAAAGAAGCUUGAGUUACAAGAACAAGAAAGACUCCUCUUUGAAUGGCUGCUGGUUGAUGAUGGAGUAUUUCUUGGCUGACUCUCUUCUUCGUGAGUUGAAAUCUAAGGAUGCAAAAGAAUUUGUAAUAUGUGCGAUUAAGAAGAACCCCAGAUCAGAAAUCCGAGGAAAUAGUAUUGCUACUGUUGUAGAGUAUAAGAGGUUCAUUGAUCGUGUGGUUCAUCUCCAAACAUCACCCGAAGAAGAACAGAGUACUAUGAUUUUGUCUAACAAAAGUCCUGUGAUGUUGGAGAGCACUUCCUCUCAUGUUUUUUCUGUGGAACAAUUAGAACCAAAGGAUGGAAUGUUGGUUCUUGCUAAUUAGACUGAUUCUGAUGAAUUCUUUGGAAUGCUGAACGUAGAAAAUCAAGAAUGCUAUUAUCAGGAAGGUGAUGAGGUAGAAUUUGAUUGGGAAUCUAUAUUGGAUCUUGGGGAUCAUGGUUUAGUGCAGAAUGACUUGCUUUACUAAUUCUUGAAAAUUGAAACUUGGUAGAUUUCUGAAAAGGGUAUUUUUUGUUUUUGAGUUUCUUUGAAAUCCAAGAUAACUUUUUUUUUAGAUUAGGAUAUCUGUGAAAUCUUAGGGAUUCUGACAUUGAUUUAUUGGAUAUUUAGAUUAUGUUGGUGUUACAAUAACAACCAACACAUUUUUUCAUCAUCGAUUUUGUGCAAUGUAGAUCAUAUUGUCGUUUUCUCAAGGUCUCAGUGACUCUUAGAGUUCAUUCUAAUUGUUUAUAAUGAAAAGUUCAAUUAUGGAAGAUGCUCUUUUUUA